Messenger RNA from Pieris macdunnoughi, 279 nucleotides. NCBI's taxonomy places the organism in Eukaryota, Metazoa, Arthropoda, Insecta, Lepidoptera, Pieridae. The record is from the annotation of a GenBank genome assembly.
AUGGGUAUACACGGGUUUUUCUUCCUGGUACUGAUAGCAAGUGCAGCUGCCGCACCCUGGCGCUGCUUCCGCACCAAUGGUGGUACGGUGUGCUUUGGGGACAUCGGCCAGCCUUCCCUUUGCCCCCCAAUCAUCAACAUAGGACGCGCUGGCCCACCUUGCACUGGUCCAGCAACGAUAUACACCCCCCCUUGCUCUCCACCACCAUGCCCACCACCAUGCCCUCCACCUUCCCCACCACCAUGUCCAGAACCGGAACCAUGCCCUUGUGGAUAUUAA